This is a messenger RNA of Prorocentrum cordatum, 1923 nucleotides long. The record is from the annotation of a GenBank genome assembly. NCBI's taxonomy places the organism in Eukaryota, Dinophyceae, Prorocentrales, Prorocentraceae.
AUGGGAAGUUGCGUCGAGGCCUUCAUUCCGCACGGCGAUCAUGUGGACGAUGUGGUCAAUGAGGACGCCGGCGAGAAUGGCUCCUUGACCAUAUCUAAAGACAGAGAGACCCUAGCUCAUAUAGGAUACCGCUCAGACGUGGAUGGACUGCGAGCCGUCGCUGUGCUGAGCGUCAUCGCCUACCACAUGAACACAAGAUGGCUGCCAGGAGGCUACGCCGGAGUCGAUAUUUUUUUUGUCAUUUCUGGAUGUGUUGUGACUGCGUCUCUGCUCAAUCACUCGUGCGGCAGCUGCUCGGAGUUCUUCUGCGGUUUCUACGCCCGCAGGGUCAAAAGGCUGACCCCAGCGCUGCUAAUUUCCACGGCGUCCUGUGGACUCUACAUCGCCAUCAUGGUACCGCCCAUGACUCCUCACCUGGAGGACAACUUCGCAGCCGCCGCCAGUGCGCUCUGCGGCGCUUCCAACGUGUUCUUCGCGCGGCUCUCCCAGGCGACUGGCGACGGCUACUGGGACGAGAUGACGGGGCAGAGCAGGAACGCCGCCAAUCCAUUCGUGCACACCUGGUCUCUUGGCGUAGAAGAGCACUUCUACCUCGUGUUUCCCCUUCUCGUCUUGCUCGCGCACGGCUGCCGAGUUGUUGCCUCGGCUGGCUGCCGUCCGCCAUGGCCGGCAUCCCUCAUCAUCUUUGGGGCGUCCGCUGUGCUCUCCGGUUGUGCAUCGCGGGUGAUGACCGUGCACGUCCCAGACAUGGCCUUCUAUCUGCUGCCCGCGCGCUUCUGGGAACUGGCGGUCGGCGCCAUCCUCGCCGACGCCCACGCUGCUGGGAGGCUGGACAUGACAGCGGACGGGAGAAGCGCAGCAGUGGUGGGGGCUCAGGACCUGGUGGCCACACUGCUAAUAGCCUCGAGCCUCGUGCUUGACACGGUCGGCGUGGGCUUCCCCUUUCCCGGCGCGCUGCUUCCCGUGGCGGGCGCCGCUUGCGUCAUCAUGGCAGGGCGGUGCGAGUCGAGCGCCCUGAGACGCGUCCUGGGGCAGGAGCUGCCAGUGUACAUCGGCAAGCUGUCCUAUCCUCUCUACCUGUGGCACUGGCCUGUUCUUAAGUUCGCUGAGGGGACUGUGUUGGACGAUAUGCCCGUCGCCUGGAGGUACCUCCUGCUGCUCUCAGUCAUGCUCGCGCUGGCCUCUGCGACGUACCACGCGGUGGAGGGGCCUUUCCGGUCUUGGCGGCCCAAGGCCCACUGGCACGCGUUCGCCAUGCUGCUGCCCGCCGCUGUCGUCUUGGCGGGCUGCAUGCUCGCACUUCGCGGCCCGCUGUUCGGCAAGCUGAGCGUGUCGGCAGGAAACUCAGAGGUCCCUUCCGCAACCAUGGCCUCGACCUCGAGCAGCCCAGGGGAACACGUCCACCUCGAGCAGCUCGCCCCCGCGAGCCAUGACCUGGCUUUAACAGCUUGCGCGUGCGGCAGGGUUCCUGAAUUCACGCAUGCGCCAGCGACUGCAAACGAUGGCAGGGAUGGUCAGCCGUCUUGCUUGGACAUGAGCGGUGGCUCUGAGCUGAACAAGAGCUGCUGGGCCGUCUAUCAUCGUUGCAGCGGCGAUGAAUGGUGCGACAAUGCGUGCGAGUCUCCAGGGAAAAACUGCACGCAGGAGAAGCGCAUGGACGAAGCCUUGAUCGAGCUCUUCGACAGAAAGAAGCGGCAGUGCUUAUCGCCAGCGACAGGAGCACAGAGGAAGCCCACGAUCUUCUUAUUGGGUGACUCGCACGCGCUCUUCUUCAAGCAUGCUCUGACGCAAGCAGUGAGGUCGGCGGAUUUGAUGUGCGUUCGUGGGCGAGCGUCCACUUCAUCGAUGGCUUCUGGGACUCCAAUCUUGAUCCCCAGAGAGGAUAUCCAAGUAAGAGGUAUCAUACCGAGCUUCGGGAGCUGA